UCAUAGGCACCUCUUUCAUUCUUUAUCUGAACUUCGCUCCUCUAUCUGUAAUCAAAUCUCAAAAUGUAUUUACAAAAGUUCAAUGCACCCGUUGCUUACCUCUUGCUAUCUUUCCUUUUCGUUUUCUUUUCGUCAUCGUCUGCAUAUAACAUCACGGACGUUCUCAGCAAGUACCCUGAUUUCAGCAUCUUCAACGACUACCUCACCAAAACCGAAGUUAGCAACCAAAUCAAUGAGCACAGAAUUAUGACCGUCUUAGUUGUCAAUAAUGCUGCAAUGUCCUCUUUAGCAGGAAAAUCAAUGGACGUGAUCAACAAGGUUAUACGCAUCCACGUGUUUCUGGAAUCCUAUACCCUUAACAAGUUCAAGAGCUUGCCUACAUCACAGACCACCCAAGUGACCACACUGUUCGAAUCUCCUGACCAACAACGCUACUUGAACAUCACAAAUGGGGGCUCUGUCUCAAUUGUUUCUGCUGCCGGUUCUGAAAAAGUAGAGGUAGUUCGAGACAUUUCUCCUGAUGACAUUUAUAGGAUAUCAGUGGUGCAAGUUAGCAAUCUAAUUAUGCCUUCAAGCUUAAGUAGUUCACCGUCUCCAUCAGCAUUUUCACCAACUUCAACACCUCAUCCAUCAUCACCUUCUCCAGCCCCGUCACCUUCUUCAUCAUCUUCUCCAUCAACUACUUCUCCAUCCCCUUCAUCAUCCAUGUUUAACAUCACCCAAAUUCUAAACAAGUACCCAGAAUUCAGUAUCUUCAACGACUACCUGACCCGAACACAAGUUUGUAACCAGAUCAAUGAACGCAGAACCCUUACGAUCCUAGUGCCCAAUAAUGAAGCCAUGUACUCUUUAGUAGGACAACCAAUGGACAUGAUUAGAAAGGUGCUAAACACCCAAGUUGUACUGGACUACUAUACCAUCUCGAAGUUCCACAACUUGCCUGUUUCGCAGUCAACUCGAAUAAUCACACUACUUGAAGCUUCUGAUAAACCAAGUGGCCAACAGGGUUUCGUGAAUGUCACAAAUGGUGACACAAUCUCGAUUGUUUCAGCUGCUGGUUCUGACCAAGCAACAGUAGUUCGAGAUAUUGCUUCUGAUGAAAAUUAUUAUAUAUCGGUGGUGCAAAUUAGCAAGAUAAUAAUGCCCUCAGGCUUAAAUUCACCAUCUUCAUCACCUUCUCCAUCAGUACCUUCACCUUCUCCAUCAGUACCUUCACCUUCUUCGUCAGUACCUUCACCUUCUCCAUCAUCUCCUCUUUCAUCACCUACUUCAUCAACUCUCAAUAUAACCAAAAUUCUAAACGACUAUCCAGAUUUCAACCAAUUCAAUAGUUACCUGACCGACACCCAAGUUUGUGACCAGAUUAAUGUACGCAGAUCCAUCACAGUCUUUGUGGUCAACAACGCUGCCAUGUCCUAUUUAGUUGGAAAAUCCAACCAGGUUAAGAAAAGGUUACUAAGCCUUCACGUUGUUACGGACUACUAUACCUUUGAUAAGUUUAAAAGCUUCCCUAACUCCCAAACCACUCAACUGACAACAUUGCUCCAAGAUACUUUCCAAUCGAUUGGCUUUGAAGGUUUGUUGAAUGCCACAAAUGGGGACACAGUCUCGAUUGUUUCUGCUGCUGGCUCUGAGAAAGCAAAGGUUGUUAAAGAUAUAUUUACGGAGAACUUGAAACUAUCAGUCGUGCAAAUAAGCAAUCUAAUUAUUCCUUCAGACUCGAAUAGUUCACCUUCUUCAUUAGUACCAUCUUCAUCUCCAUUUCCUUCUCCGUCAAUACCAUCUCCAUCUCCUUCAUCUCAUUCUCCAUCAACCUCAACACCAUUUCCUUCCCCUCAUCCUCUACCACCAUCAGGUCAUUUUGACAUCACCAAAAUUCUAAGCGACAACCCAGAUUUUAGCCUCUUCAGCACCUACUUGACUCAAACCCAAGUUGCUAACCAAGUCAAUGAACGGAAAACCAUGACAGUAUUCGUGGUCAACAAUGAUGCAAUGGCCUCUUUAAUCAACAAACCCAUGGAGAUCAAGAAAAAAGUAUUAAGCCUUCAUGUUAUCAUGGACUACUACACUGUCCAAAGUUUCCACAACUUGCCUGCUUCACAGACUAUUCGAAUAAAAACACUGCUCCAAGUUAUUGACCGACCAAGUGGCCUACAAGGCUUGGUGAAUGUUACAAAUGGGGACACAAUCACAAUUGUUUCAACUGCUGGUUCUGACCAAGCAGUGGUUGUUCGAGAUGUUGCUAUUGAUGAACAUUCUUACAUAUCAGUGGUGCAAAUUAGUAAUAUAAUAUUCCCCUCAAGCUUUAUAGCCUCAACCCCCUCGCCUUCUUCAACCCCAGGUAAGGCACGAUCUGCUGCACCAGUCCAGGCUCCAUCUGGCAGCCCUGCACCUGAGGCACCAAAGCAUGGUGAAGCUCCAUCACCAUCAAAUGUAGCACCACCUAACGCACCAAAGCAAGGUGAAGGUCCACCAUCAUCAAAUGCAGCACCACCCAACGCACCAAAACAAGGGGAAACUUCAUCACCAUUAAAUGCAACAUCACCCGUGGAACCAAAGCAAGGGGAAACUCCACCAGCAUCAAAUGCAACGGCACCCGGUGCUCCAAAGCAAAGGGAAACGAUACCAUCAUUAAAUGCAACAGCACCUGAGACACUAAAUCAAGGCGAAGCUCCAUCAAUAAAUGCACCAGCAUCUAAUGUACCACCGAGUUCGGAUGUUGCACCCAGCUCAGAGAGUACUUUACAGGGUACAACAACAGCUGCUCCUGCCCCAUCUGGGAGUCCUGCAAGGUUUUCCGUUGACUGUGUUUUGUUUAUAACUACAAUUUUGGUAACUAUUUAUUCUUUGACUUGCAUCAGACUGACUUGAGGUGCAAGAAAAGUGUGGUUCAUGAUCUUAGAAUAAGGACGAAGAAUCGCAUGGCAAAGCAAACAUGUGAUUGAAAUUUGUUCUUGGUGGAUAAACGAUACACAUAAGCUGCAAAAAAUGUGUGCAGCUCUCAGUUGUAUUGUGUUAAUUAGUUUCUAGAGUUGGAGUUAGUCAUUUUUGUAGUUGAUUGUAUAAAUUUUGGCUUUGUUUUGCAAGAAACAAAGCGCUUUAGCAAUAAAAUUUGUUCAUUGCUUUCCA
Molecule: messenger RNA, 3129 nt
Organism: Malus domestica (apple)
Lineage: Eukaryota; Viridiplantae; Streptophyta; Magnoliopsida; Rosales; Rosaceae
Product: chitinase-like protein PB1E7.04c
Cellular component (GO): plasma membrane
Source: RefSeq, a predicted model, not a curated record